AUGCCUCCGCCCGCUAAACGGUCUGGCCGGAUCGGCAGCACCAAGUCGAAAACGGGAUGUGACACCUGCAAAGUUCGCCGCGUCCGGUGUGGCGAGGAAAAGCCAUGCUGCACACGAUGCACCAGCACGGGGCGGCGGUGUUCUUAUAGCACUGCGUCUGCUCCCAAGGGCACUGGCACCUUUAAUGGGCUCAAUUUUUCUUCUGGCAAUCCAUCAGUGUCUCUUGCUGGAACUUUCUCUUCAGUUCUAGAAUCUCAAGCAGGACUGAGAGAACGACGGGCAUUUGAGUAUUACUUCCAUCAGGCAGGCCCCUCCCUUUCAGGAGACCUCGAUGUUUCCUUCUGGAGAAUCUGCGUACUACAAAUAUGUCGCAUGGAACCGGCAGUCUGGGAUGCAAUAAUCUCCCUCGGUGCACUUUACGAGCGGCCCCCUGUGCAAGAAACGCCGCCAUUCAGGCUCAUCAACGACCCCGCGACCAUACAACACGCGUAUCACCAUGAAGCAUUGAUCUGGUAUUCCCGCUCUCUGGCUACUCUACAAGCCCGUAUUGAUCAAGGCACAGCGGAUAUUGGUGUCUCAUUGAUCAGCUGUCUUCUGUUCAUUGCUAUCGAGUUGCUGCAGGGUAAUCGGAACGCUGCCUUAACUCUAUACAAACAAGGGUUACGACUGAUGGCGAGCACAGACCGAACACCACUGGGCUCCAUUAUCAGACCAAUCUUUCGCCGGAUGGGUACUUGGGCCUCCAUAAGGCAUGGAUUUUGCGAAAAUAGCGACAGCCUUAACCUGGCAAUUCCUAUCCAGAGAUUUGCAUCCAUCGAUGAGGCAAGGAACGUACUGUGUGAAAUUGUUGCUGAAAUGAUAGGUCUGAACACCGCAACUAAAGAACAUUGGCAUCAAGUGACUGGCAGCCAUGAAUAUGACUCGCCGGUUCUUAUGGCGAGAAAGGAGCAACUAGAAAGACGGCUUCAUGAUUGGUAUCGGCUUUUUAUGUCUCUUGAACCAACCCAUACACUUGGCUCGGGUGAAAUGACGAAAAAGAUCGAUGGUGCAAAAGCUCUACUUUUGAUGACGUACCUUAGUGUCUUGAUCGAGGUCCAAACUACCCUUGACCUUGAUCAGACAGCUUACGAUUCCUACGAGCUCGAAUUUAGCCAAAUCCUUGUCCACGCAUCCACUGCACUCGCAGCUACGCGCAGACCAGAUGACAAACAGCCGCCGUUUAUGUUUGAAAUGGGAGUCUUCCUCCCACUAUUUAUCACGGCGCUCAAAUGCAGAUACCCUCGAAUACGUCGCCAGGCCCUCCGGCUACUUUGGGAAGCUCCACCAGUCCAGGGACUGUUCAUGUGCGAACCUGCGGCCUAUGUUGUAGCAGUUCUUGUUGCAUUGGAAGAGAACCAGACGAUGAUAAGACCGCCGGCUGAGUCAGAAAUCAAUGCUUUAUUGCUUCAGCCUGGAAGCUUUCCAGGUCAGCGGGAUCGGGUCUGGGAUUUCAAUGUUUCCUCUGAAAUGAAUGAAGAUGGUCAAAUGCAGACUUGGUUACAUUACAGCCUUCGUGAUUUUGCCUGUGAAGAUGGACGAAUCCAAUUCAUUGAGCGGAAAAUUCUGUUACCCGAUAAUGAACCUUCGCAUUGA
Messenger RNA from Penicillium macrosclerotiorum, 1632 nucleotides. Its product is annotated as Zn(II)2Cys6 transcription factor. Gene Ontology annotation, biological process: regulation of DNA-templated transcription. The record is from RefSeq and is a predicted model, not a curated record. The transcript is spliced from 2 exons. Bases 1 to 1632 code for a protein of 543 amino acids. Gene Ontology annotation, molecular function: zinc ion binding; DNA-binding transcription factor activity, RNA polymerase II-specific. Lineage: Eukaryota; Fungi; Ascomycota; Eurotiomycetes; Eurotiales; Aspergillaceae.